This is a messenger RNA of Camelina sativa (false flax), 2509 nucleotides long. The record is from RefSeq and is a predicted model, not a curated record. NCBI's taxonomy places the organism in Eukaryota, Viridiplantae, Streptophyta, Magnoliopsida, Brassicales, Brassicaceae.
UAAGAUUUUUUUUUAAAUGUAAGAUGUCUAUUGGAUAUAAAUGAUCUAGGUUAGUUACCAUUAUUUUGUAGGACAAGGUUGUUUAAAAUUAAGAUUUAAUUUUAAUUUCUUUUAUUUUCUGGGUGCUAAACAUUUUGAUAAUAUAUAGAAGCGUUCCAAAAUGAUCAUAGAAAUAGAGAGUGUCAAAGAAAAAAGAUAGACGUAUUCGUAAAUUGUAGCAUAUUCUUUCUCUUUGAUGUUGCUUUUGGCAAUGCUUAUGUUCCUAUAAUCGUAUGUUAAAUUUGGUUAAUUCUGUAGAGUUGUCUCAUUAGUUUUAUGGGAUUAAUGAUUCAUUGGUGUUUGAAAUAUGUGUUAUAAAAGAAAUAGUAAAUUUUUGUAUCAAAAAAGUUUAUUAGAUUUUGUAAAAGGAAAACACAUGAACUUUCUAGAUUCAUUAAAGGGCGGUAGCCGGAAGUUCAUUUCAUAUUUUCGAUGGGUUCUUUGUUUUUCAAAUAAAGCAAAAGAAGGGUAAUGUUAGGAGUCGAAUUAAAUAGUCGUUCGGAAAUGUUGAACUCUUUUGGCUUUAGAGGGACAUCAAUAUUAAUUGAAAUGCAUACAAAUAAACAAAUAAUACCAUUAGAGGGAUAAAGAUGAAAAGAGAAAAGCUAAAGAAAACAAAUUCAUAAAUUGAAAUAAAAAAUGAUGAAGUUAGAGAAUUAUAAUCAAGUUUCCAUUCGAAAAGGUUGUUUAAUAAAGUCAGUCAUUUCAAUUUUUUACUUUCCCGUGCGGCAAAGCACGGGUCGACUUCCUAGUCUAGAUAUAAUAGCAAACCCAUUUUAAUUAUAUAGAUGGAGUCUUUGCUGUUGUUGUUAGUUGUUACCGUUGUCCUUGACGAUAGCCACCAUCUUCACUAUUCACUGGACUUGAUCGUGCUUUUUCUAUACAAUUCUCCGUUCGUCCACUUCGCUGAUCGAUCUCCCUAGUGAAGAUGUUGUACUUCAGUCUAGAUUCAAUGAGAAGAGAGAAGAAAUUAUACAUUAAGAAAUUUACUAUCUGUAGUGUAAUAAGAUUAUACAUAUAUGCCAACAAAACAUACAAUUCCCAUACAUUUUAAACUGAUACUAAUUUGUUUUAAUAAGCUCAAGAAAAAAUAAGAAAUAUGGAUAAUUUAUCCAUUAAUUAGCACAAAGAUAAGGUUAUAAAAACUUUGUUAAACUGUGUAUAAUUAAGGGUAAAUAGGUCAACACACACGAAAAUUUGAUAUAAAUAACGGAAGCAACUUAAGUCUCUCGUCUUCUUCUUCUUCGCUUCAUUCUUGCGUUUGAUCUUUAUCUCUCUCGAUCCAAUCUUUUUCUUGAGUUUCAUUAUGGAGGACGAAUCGGCUCCAGAUUAUAAUCAAAUGGCAAUGUUAAACGCAGAAGACGAAGUAAUAAUCUUACGUCUUCUGAAGCGUAUGAUCGUUAACGGAGAUUCAUGGGCUAAGCUCUUCACCCAAGACGCAGACGUGUUCAACAAGAAUCCAAAUGUGGAGUUCAAUGCUGAGAUACCUAUCUUCGUGGUCGUUAAACCACGAACAGAGAGUUGUGGUAAAACCGAUGGAUGUAGUUCGGGUUGCUGGAGGAUCAUAGGUCGUGAUAAACUGAUGAAAUCGGAGGAGACUGGUAAGAUUCUAGGGUUCAAGAAGAUUCUCAAGUUCUGCUUAACGACGCAACCAUUGGAAUACAAGAGGAGCUGGGUAAUGGAAGAGUAUAGGCUUACCAAUAACUUGAACCGGAAGCAAGAUCAUGUGAUUUGCAAGAUUAGGUUUCUGUUCCGAACCGAGAUCAGUUUCUUGCUAGCCAAGCAUUUCUCGUAUCUCUCUACUAUUCCUGAAAAUCUAGUACUGCCAUCUUAUGGAUACUAUUCCGAUACCCAAGAGGAGGAUGAGUCUUAUCUGUUAGCGAUAUCUGAUUCUGACGGAAACGUUUGGCCUAGCUACGUUACCAAUAACGUCUACCGUUUGCAUCCAUUGAAGCUUGUGGAUCCUUACGAGAAGAUGUUUCGACUUUACGGAACCUGCAUCUACGCUAACGAGACUUUGCGUACAACCGAUGAAUGCUAUCGUGGUUACUGGAAGAUCCUGCACAGUGAUGAGCUAAUCAAGUCAAAGUCCGGGAAUACCAUUGGUUUCAAGAAGGGUUUUGAGUUUUACCAUAUGGAAAAAGUACUAAGCUAUGGUUAUGAAGGAGAAGAUUUGAAGGUAACUUGGACUAUAAAAGAGUACAGGCUUAACGAAGAGGAGAAGCAGAAUAAAGUGUUGUGCGUUAUCAAGUUAACUGAAGAAUGAAGAUAACUAGCUCUAGGGAUCACUUCUACUCUGGAUUUCAUGAUCAAUCAUCUUACUGACAUUGUACAAUUGGUCAUGAUUCAUGAGAACUUGUGUUUUUUUUUAUUUCCUCUAUUCUCUUUUUGGUUUAGCUAGAGAUACUAGUAGUAUGCAUACUUCUAUAUUUCCUGCAGUUUGUGGUUACAGAGGAGAGGCUUUUUUUUC